This is a messenger RNA of Anopheles stephensi (Asian malaria mosquito), 6156 nucleotides long. Its product is annotated as protein bunched, class 2/F/G isoform. The record is from RefSeq and is a predicted model, not a curated record. NCBI's taxonomy places the organism in Eukaryota, Metazoa, Arthropoda, Insecta, Diptera, Culicidae. Gene Ontology annotation, molecular function: nitric-oxide synthase binding.
AGCAUCACAAAUACACGACAACAAGGUGUUACAGCGCCAUUGCGAAAACGACGCGGUUUCGUUUCGGAGAACUCGCUUCAAACUGUUGCUGACUUGCUGAGCGAUGGAGAUCCUUAGCAGAACUACUGUGUGAUACAUUUUUACUAUGCUAAAGUAACUCUUGACAGAUUCAGAGCUCUGUUAAGCAGCUCGUGAGAUGAAGCAUUUCUUUAUAGCCCAUUAUUAUUAUUAGUCUUUGCUAAACUUCAAAUACAAGUCCAACUCUUUCGAAGACCAAGCCCACAAUCCUUCCCCGAUCAAGCCUCCAGCGUUUGCUACCCGGCGUUGACACAAUUUCAACAUUCAUAAGUGACGCACGCCGGGUCGAAAAUUCGGCCCGACGCGUCUUCUGCACACAGUCCACCUCAAUCGUUUAUGCACGCACGCGACAGAAUCGUCCCAAUUACCGUCGAUCGAGGACGAUUCAUCAUCGUGUCACUCACGGUGCGUCAACGGUGUUCCUUCGCUCGCUUGUUGGCGCACCAUCGCGCACAGACGCAAGCCAUUUGUGCCAGUGCACACCGCCACACCUAGCGAAAGCCUAUGGUUGUACAGAAAAACCCUAACCUUAAAAAUAAUCCGGCGUAAAAACGGGGACGGUUCGUUUCGUAUGGGAAGGAUUUUCCACAAAGAUGAUUUUGGUAAGUUGGUUGAUGGGAAGGUGCCGUUGAGGAAAAUGUCCACGUGCUGCUGCCACUGCCCACCACCACCGCCACCAACGAUGGACACGACUGUCGGUUGCUUCAACAAAUUUUCAAAAUAGCAAUCUAUCAACAAUAGUUCGCCAACGAGCCGGAAUGGUGGAAUGAUCCGCGACGGCAAACAAACGGUAGGGCAGGCUGUACGGAUGCAAAACGAAGAAAAACUCCUGCCCGAUCGUCAAAAUGCAUCCUGCAGUCCUUCGGGAGGAAUGUGGUCAGGUCUAAGAUGCUCCUCCCUCCGCCAUCCCCAAUGUCUCGAGUUUCCCCUGAACGAUCGUCUGACUGUCUGCACAUGCAAGGGUGGUGGCAGGGAUAGAUAGAUGAUUAUUCAUUUUUUCGCCCAGUUCCAUUGCCAACGUACUCCGUGCAAUAGUUAUUGUUAUGACUACGACCGCUUCCCCUUCACCGCAACCCCCCGCCCCAGGACACUUGCCGCAAUCCGAUCCGAUUCGGCUUAGACCUUUUCCCUUGUGAUGUGUCGCCGCCAGCGGCUUACACCGCAGCGAGAGUUGCGCCCGAUGCACUUCUGCAAAGCGUUAAGCGCUAAAGAGGAUAGUUUCGGUGCGCCAUUUUGUCAUCACAAAAGUAAUCCCUCGGCUAGUCGCCAUUGCGCGACCAUGCGACAGACAGUACAUGUCGUCGGUGGUCCGUUGCUGGUUAGCUCGAACAAUUUAGAGACUUAGGGCAGAGUAGUGAGUUCAGAAUUCGACCCAAGAACAAGUGAAACGUUCUGGCGAUGCUAUCGAGUGACAGUGUGAUCGGAACCGUGUGUUCCCAUUUUAGGUCUUCGACUCCGACAGGUGGUUUCGGCUGCAAUCAACUCCCGUUAUCACUAUGUAUUACUUCUUACCCAUCAGUGCCGAAGUUUUAGCAGUGUCGUGUUGUUUGUUUUCCUUUCCUUAGAAGUUAUCAUGUUCUGUGGAGGUGCAGUUAAGAAGCAAAACAGAUAAUUUAUGCACAGAAACGAAAUAUCGCGAGUGAAGACAACGCGUUUACAACGCGAGUGAAGACAACGCGUUUACCCAUGGCUGGGACGAGUGCAUCGCAAAUGAUACACACAUAAAAACUCCGUCACCCGAGGUUCCCUUUUUAGUGCUGGUUCCAUCCUCCAAAGCGAUCACAAAAUUGCGCAAAAUUAGCUCCAAAUUACACAUCACGCCCGGCGGUGAUCGUUUCGCAUACUCAAUCAGUUACCGUUACACGCGUGAUUGAGUGACGGAGGUGCUGGUGGUGGACCUGAUCAUCGUAGCACUGGGGAUCGUAGUGGUGGGGACGAACACGGUGACGACGACUGGAGCAAAAGCAUCAAAAAUGAUAAGACAAAAGUCCGAAGACUACCAUCUGGACGGGCCAGGACAGGGUGGUAACGGGGGCGGUGGGCCUGGUGGUGGAGAAGGACUCACAUCUCCCGGGAUGAAGCGCAAGAACGAGUCCACCUUUCGUCAGCUACAGAACGAUGUGAUGGGUAAGGCUCGCUCGACACUGAGCACGCUCGGCGACGUGUGGAAGACAAGCAAGAGCACACUGUCCGGCAGUGGUGGGACGUCAUCCGGCGGUGGAGGACAGAUGGCGGAACAGUAUCACGAUACCGGCGGUGGAGACGGUGGGUAUGAUGGGGGCGGCGGUGACAUGCAGGGCGGAGUUGAAGCACAAUUCUCCACACCUCCGCGAAGUCCGAAAUCGACUAAAGACAAGAGCUCGCUUGAUUUCUUCCUGUGGCCGAAGGGUAAGAGCAAAGAUGGAUCUUCCAAGAGCAGCCAGAAGAAGGAUAAAUCAUCCAAAGGCCAACCGACGAGCGGGUACGGUGGGGACUAUGAAUCGGGCAGUUCGAAAUCUCGCGGAACCAAAGAACCGUCGGGCACGGGUACGAUCCGCAAGCCCGGACCUGGGCCUGGAGGAUCUCGUGGAGCUCCGCCGAACCAUCAUCAGCAGCAACCCAUCACUUCCAACACCCAACAACAUUACCAGCAUUCGUCGAGGGCGAUGAAAUAUCGGUACGAUUACCCAGACGCCCCCGGUCAAGACUUCCGACAGCGGUCACUGGACGAAACGAGUGAGUACAGCAGAUCGAUGGAGGACAACAUGACGUAUGUAGGUCGUGACGAUCAAGGAGGCUCUUCCUCUGAUCGGUACGGUGAAUACUACUCCGAUAGUAAAGGACGACCCAAGUCAUACAACGAGAAGUAUUCCUCCCAGUACUAUGACUACUCGCCGGGAGGCUACGAUCACCAGCAUCCGUCAUCCUCCCGAUCCCAUACACGAUCUCAUCAACGAAAUGCGUACGACUACGAUGACCAGGAGGACCAAGAUGAUCUCGAUAUGCCGUCCAAUCAGGGACAGGGAGCAGGUACCAGCUCGACCACCGCUAGUCAAUCGAAUUUACGCAAAUCCACUGGAUCCGGCGGUCCGUCUGGCAACUCCAACACCUCUUCCAACGUAGCCGCUUCCCCACCCGUCCAAAAGCACAUCCUAUUCAACGAAGAAAACGACAUUCUCUACUUCAAAGAGAACCAACGCCCGUCAAAGACAAAAUCCCUCAACGAUCACCAAAGCCGGACGGAUAAGCAACAGCAGCUACAUUCAGGGACCGCGAGGACCCCCCAAAUCUGCGUCCUUAUCCCAAAGAUGGACACCAUCACCAUCAUCCCCAUCUCCAACAGCAGCAGCAACAACUGUCCCCAACGCAACCACUCCAACCAGCCCCAUCCGCACUGCGCAAAGUAUCUCGUGACGAACGACAGCAGCACCAGCAGCAGCAACAACAACAGCAACAGCAACCUCCCCAACAACGGUCAGCUCCAACGACUCCCUCCUCCGUGAGAACCAACGAACAUUAUACGAGCGACGUUAAAGUUGGAAAAGCUUUCCAGUACCGGUGCACCGCUCGGGAGCUCUGAGCAACAGCAACAACAGCAGCAGCAGCAGCAAUCGGAGUCUCCCAAGCCGAAGGGAAUCCAGAAGCAGUUUAGCACGAUUGUCAAUCUCCCCCGGGGAAUGAGCAGCACCUUGCCACGUGGCGGUGCCAUCGAGUACGGUUCCAAAGCCGAAAGUCGUACGGGUACGAUCCCAGAAGAAUCUACCGUUGGCGGAGAUGGUGAGAAGCGCACAACGGGACGGAAGAUUUGCUUCCAGGACGAACCAGUGGACGUGAGCGAACGUGUCAAGUGUCAAACCUUGCCUCGUACUGCAGGCCGCAGUUCCGUACGGACGUCGACGAUCAAGUCCACCACGGAACCGAACAUCGAUCCCAGUGUGAACGAAUACUUGGACACGGACAUGACCCUACCGCGCAGCGGGAGUCUUGAUUCGGACCUAGAGUCACAAGCCAUGCGGAUUGUUCGAACCGUUGGCCAAGCAUUCGAAGUGUGCCACAAGCUGACCAUACAGGACAGCGGAGACAACCUCGGUGACGAUCACUCCGAACUGUCACCGUGCGAUGUUUCCGAACAGGAUCGGUGCUCGGAUCGUAUAAGCGAGGACGACGAAAUUAAAAAAGAUCCGGCGAUAGCGUCACACCACGAUUCGCCCCGUUUGACACGACCGGACCAUCUGGAUCUGGCCCUGUUGGCUCCGGUACCAUCAUCUCCAGCCGCCACCAGCAGUACCAGUCUGCAGCGAUCGUCCACAGCACAGGAAAAGGAACCGCCCGAAGCAGUGGGAUCAUCAUCGUUGGCCAAAUCCUCCCCGCUGUCGGCAUCGCGCGAAAUGACGAACCUGCGGGACCAGCUCGAUCAGCAGCAGCAACAAACGCGCCAAGUGCUCGCCCAGUUGAUGCUCGUUCGUGAGCAGCUAAUCUCGGAAACGAACGCCCGCAUGGAGGCCCAGGCACGUAUCCAGCAGCUGCUGCAGCAAAAUCGUGAGCUAUUAGAGCACAUUGCAUCCCUCGGUGGCUAUCACGAACCGGACCGACCGGGACUGUCGGCUACCGCCAUCGGUAUCGCACCUCAGUUUUCCUACCUGCAGCAGCAACAACAGCAGCAACAGCAGCAGCAACAGCAACAACAGCAACAGCAACAACAACAGCAACAAUUGACUGAACUGUUAAAUCUCGGUGCGGCGGGCCUGAACUUCACGCCUGCCCUACAGCAACUGCACAAACUGCAAUCGUUGGCGGGUUUGGUCGCCGGGACAACACCCACCGCAGCCACCAACCCCCUAGCCGCCCAGCAGGAACUGUACAAGCUGAACCAAACACUUCUGACACAGCUUUCGGGCGGUGGCUUUCCCGGCCCAUUCUAUCCCGGUGCCAUUCCGACCAGCAUCGCCACGACCGGUGUCACGCCGGGUGGUGUAGCCGCAGCAGCAAACUUUAUGUUCACCAACCCGAAUGCGGCUGCGUACGGGGAGUGGGCUGGGGGAGGUGCCUCCGCCAGCAAACCACCGUCUGCAGAUAGUUCCAGCAAGAAUUCACCGACGGCAACUUCGUCCGGAUCGGGAAGACUUAUCGGUGGGGGAGGCUUUCUAGCGGACACUGGUCAACGCUCGAACCGUCCGUCUUAUGCGUCCUCCACUUCGACCCUGUUCGAUGAGCUUCGGUUGGCCCGCAGUCUGGAGAAGGGGAUGGAAUCGCUCCGGCUGGAUGAUGAUGGGUCGAGCCCAUUCAUCAAGCCACUGUCGCAGGUCGGCACGCUUACCACAAUCGAUCCGGACGGCAAGGUGAAAGUGGUGGUCCCGGUGAAUCCCGGCGAGCAGAUGGGCUGCACAACUAGUCACUCACAGCAGCAGCAGCAGCAGCAGCAGCAGCAACAGUUAGACAUUCCGGCGGUCGGACCAAGCCGGAAGUCGGCCUCCUUUUCCGAGCUACCGACGGGGACAGCGAGCGGGAGUUCGGGCGGCACUAGCGGCACGGCAAGCCAGGAAGGUAGCACCCGGAACGUUUCGAUACUAAAGGAUACAUCGCGCAGCAAGACAUCCAUUCCGAGCCUGGUCACGCUGAAGGUAACGGACGAGAGCGGUACCACGGUGACGAGGAAGCUACCGGCGACGCCCAGCUUCAUCACACGCAGCACCAGUGAGAAGGUGCCGAACCGCAGCCAGAUCAUGAGCCAGGUCCAGCGCACCCAGUGGGCCCGUCACACCACCAAGUGAAGCUGUGUGAGAGGCGAGAAGCCAGCCAGCAAUCGAGUCCCCGGAACCACAAAUUCUCGUUUACAACAUACUCUCCGCCAGUGUCGGCUUCUGUAAUCUAAUAGCGUGUAAUUAUGUCGACACAUUGACCCUCACGCCGCAACUAGAAGAAAAUGGCCUCCGUAAGGCAUCGUCGGAAGCGUACGCGUCGCGUCGGGAGAAAGAAAACGGAGCCAGAAGUACUUGUAAAUAUUAGCAACAAUUUCAAAUUGAACGCUCAUGAUGACAUAUAAACGGUGAUGGUAAUGAUGAUUAGCAAAUAAAGGUUCAAGGUUAAUUUAACAAAAAA